AUGCUCAGAAAGACCCAGAGCUGGUUUGUAGCAGAAGACGACUUGGAGUUCGAGAACCGUGGCAGAUUUUACGAAGAUUCAUCAUGCGAGGCGCAUCCGGCCAAUUGGCACGGGCAGCAGGUGACUGUCAAACGAGUGGAGCUAAAGACGAACGGUGAUCGAGCAAGGUUUGUUUCUGAAGUGGAGACUUGGCACCGGCUGAACCACCCACACGUAGUGCAUUUGUUUGGGGCUUGCGAUGCCAGCCCAGCGUUUCUCGUCUGGGAGAACUUGGAAUUUCGGCCGCUGAUGUCAUACGUCUGUCAGCAACCACGCAGAAUCUGGAAGACAUUGUAUGAAGCAGCUUUGGGUUUGCAGUAUCUUCACUCAACCCACGUUCUUCAUGGAGAUUUGCGAGGUGACAACAUUCUCGUAGGCUCGAACGAGAUCUCGAAGCUCGGCUACUUCAACUUCGAUCUCGUUGAGCCCUCUGCGCCCGAGUCGGAAGCUGAGGCAAGGAAAGUCUCAAAAAAUGUCCGAUGGGUGGCUCCUGAAGUACUUCUUUAUGGCAAGAAGUUAUCAUGUGCGUCGGACAUAUAUUCUUUUGGGAUGUCCAUCCUUGAAAUCGCAAGCGGAGAAAUUCCAUGGGGAUCCAGUACACCGAAUAGCGAGAUCAAGACAUUAUUGGAGAACGAGCGGUUUCCUCAGAGACCGUCUAAUUUCACCUCGGAUCAGUUUGCUCUUGUCCAGCAGAUGUGCGCGCUUGAUCCGAGUGAGCGAGUCAGCAUCAAUGAGGUUGUUGACAGGCUA
Messenger RNA from Phytophthora sojae, 789 nucleotides. RefSeq lists its product as hypothetical. The transcript has a single exon. The record is from RefSeq and is a predicted model, not a curated record. Gene Ontology annotation, molecular function: protein kinase activity; ATP binding. Lineage: Eukaryota; Oomycota; Peronosporomycetes; Peronosporales; Peronosporaceae. The annotation marks the transcript as partial. Gene Ontology annotation, biological process: protein phosphorylation.